This is a messenger RNA of Malania oleifera, 1512 nucleotides long. RefSeq lists its product as uncharacterized. The transcript has 13 exons. Gene Ontology annotation, molecular function: kinase activity. Lineage: Eukaryota; Viridiplantae; Streptophyta; Magnoliopsida; Santalales; Ximeniaceae. Bases 48 to 1286 code for a protein of 412 amino acids. The record is from RefSeq and is a predicted model, not a curated record.
CCCCCCUCCCAAACAGCAACUGCCCGUUCUGCCCCUCUCGAGCGAAAAUGUCCUCGCUACACGCAACGCUGACCGACUCACUCUGCUGUCUCACCUUUCCGUUUUCGUCACCAUCAUCAUCAUCGUUAUCGUCGUUUUCUUCUCUCUGUUGUCCUUCCCCACGUUGCUCCAUCAGGGUCAAAAUGUCGUCUCCGUCGCUUCCCCCUCUCCCCGAGAAUGGCAUCGUCGUAGGUGUUGGUGGUUUGGGACUGGACUACUUGGCAGCCGUUGCCUCUUAUCCUAAGCCGGAUGACAAGAUAAGAAGCACAAGCUUGAAGGUUCAAGGGGGUGGGAAUGUGGGGAAUGCUUUAACCUGCGCAGCUCGUUUGGGCUUAUAUCCAAGGAUUAUUUCAAAGAUCGCGGAUGACACUCAUGGGAAAUAUUUACUGGAGGACCUAAAAGCUGAUGGUGUAGACACUUCUUUUCUUGUAGUUUCGAAGGAUGGCAAUUCACCAAUGUCCUAUGUCAUUGUUGACAGUCAAACGAAAACUCGUACUUGCAUACACACUCCUGGACAUCCUCCCAUGAUACCGGAAGACCUCUCACCGUCUAGCCUGUUUUUUGCCCUGGAAGGCGCUAGACUUGCCUAUUUUGAUGUAAGAUUGCCUGAGACAGCUUUGGUUGUCGCACGGGAGGCAGCUCGCAAGAAUAUACCUAUUUUAAUUGAUGCAGAAAGGAAAAGGGAAGGGUUGGAUGAUCUUCUGAAUCUGGCAAGUUAUGUUGUAUGCGCUGAAAAGUUUCCACAGGCAUGGACAGAGGAACUGUCUGUUCCAAGUGCUCUUGUUUCCAUGCUUUUGAGUUUGCCUAAUGUUAAAUUUGUGAUUGUAACCCUUGGUGGAGAUGGAUGCGUAAUGAUUGAGAGAAGUACAAAUCAGGAUCAAGACUCACAAGAAAUGGAUAUAGAUAUGUUACUAGACUCCCUGAAGCAGAGGAAGGAUGACAACACAGCCAUCCCAACAUGUUUAUCAUCACCAACAACAAAACUGAGUGCCAAUGGCAUAGGGACAGUGCACGGGAGGUUAUUUUUUGGAACAGCUGAGAGGAUACCACCCUCAGAACUUAUAGAUACAACUGGUGCUGGCGACGCAUUUGUCGGAGCUGUACUCUAUGCUGUUUGCACUGGCAUGCCACCAGAAAAGAUGUUGCCAUUUGCUGCUCAAGUGGCAGCUGCAGGAUGUAGAGCUUUGGGAGCUCGAACUGGCCUUCCUUAUCGCACAGAUCCAAGCCUGGCAUAUUUUCUACAAUGAGGGCAAGCAUGGCCUUCUGUUUGAGCUAUUUCAAUUCAUGUUACGAAAUCUGUUUUUGGAUUUCUUAUUGCUGAAAUCAUGCCCUAGAUGAUUUGGUGCUUCUAAGCAUGGCUGGGUCGAAAAGACUAGAUGAAAUUUCAAUUUGUGUAUUUGAAGGUUAAAAAGUAUGGCUUCCUUGUUUUGUAAACUUUGGCAUAUUCAAAUCAAUUUCUUUUUGUUCCUAAAA